Molecule: messenger RNA, 765 nt
Organism: Naegleria gruberi
Lineage: Eukaryota; Heterolobosea; Eutetramitea; Acrasida; Naegleriidae
Exons: 3
Coding region: 1-765 (254 amino acids)
Biological process (GO): coenzyme A biosynthetic process
Molecular function (GO): dephospho-CoA kinase activity; ATP binding
Source: RefSeq, a predicted model, not a curated record
AUGUCGAGUCAGCCUAAAAGAUUGAAAUCUGUUGGAUUAACAGGUAUUUGCUCUGGAAAGAGUACUGUCGUAUCCUAUCUGGGCGAACUCAUCAAGGAAUAUGAACAAUUACACUCACAAUCACCAUCAGAGCACCACAAGAUAUUCUUCCAUGUUAUUCCUACUGAUGAAUUGGGUUGGAAAGCCUAUAGUGUUGGCACUGAAUGUUAUAAACAGGUUGUUGAGGUUUUUACUCCUCUAGUGAAGCAAAUUGUAGGAGAGGAGGCUUCUCUUCUGGAUGAACAACAACAAAUUAAUAGAAGAAUGUUAGGGAGGGUAGUAUUUGGAAAUUCGGAAUUGAUGAAGAAACUCACAGAUAUUGUAUGGCCAGAAGUUAAACGAUUAAUCAAUGUGGAAAUCUCCAAGGCUGAACAAGAAGCCAUCAAUGAGAAGGUUGUCUGCCUAAUUGAAUCAGCAGUUCUAGUCGAUGCUGAAUGGCAACAAGGAAUUGAUAAAGUUUGGGUCAUUGAUGUGAGUAAUACAGAGGAGAGAAUUCAAAGACUCUGCAGUAGAAAUCAAUUGACCAUUGAGGAAGCAAAACAAAGAAUCAAUUCACAAGCAAUUGCAUCUGUUGUGCUUGAAAAAUUAGCUCACUAUAAUGAUAAUGUCAUUCCACAUAAUCCAAUUGAAGUGACCUACUUGGAUACUCAUAAUUUAACAUUGGAUCAGGUGAAGGAAAAGACUAGAGAAAUGUUUUAUUCACAAAUUGUUGGAGAUUGGAAAUAG